Molecule: messenger RNA, 516 nt
Organism: Acytostelium subglobosum LB1
Lineage: Eukaryota; Evosea; Eumycetozoa; Acytosteliales; Acytosteliaceae
Exons: 2
Biological process (GO): intracellular protein transport; vesicle-mediated transport
Cellular component (GO): cytoplasm
Molecular function (GO): GTP binding; GTPase activity
Source: RefSeq, a predicted model, not a curated record
AUAGUAUAUACUAAGAUGGGAUUGGUGAUGUCAACACUUUGGUGGUUACUUGGAUGGAACAAUGCCAUAUCGCCUCAAACCAUUGUAAUGGUAGGAUUGGAUGGAGCUGGAAAGACAACUAUACUAUAUAGUCUAAAGCUUGGGCACCUGGUCCAAACUACUCCUAGCAUUGGAUUCAAUAUCGAAACAGUCCAAUAUCGUAAUAUAUCAUUCUUCAUAUGGGACGUAUGUGGACAGAAGGAAUAUAGGGCUCUUUGGAGACAUUAUUAUAAUAAUGUCAAUGCCAUUAUAUUUGUAGUGGAUUCAAGUGAUAGGGAGAGGAUGGAAGAGGUCAGGGAGGAGUUGAUGCAUGUUGCCAAUGAACCAGCUCUCAAUGGUGCCCCACUUCUUAUACUUUGUAACAAACAAGAUAAUCUAAAUGCUGCUGGAAUCAAUGAGAUAGUAUCAUUACUCAACUUGGAAUCCAUUGUUGACAGAAAGUGGCAUUGCCAAUCCACCAUUGCUCUAUCUGGGUAA